AUGACUGUCUCCGACAAACUACCAGCCCUCCACGGCAUCAUGGUCGCCCUGAUCACCCCCUUCACAGACGAUAAGACUCAGAUCGACGCACCGAGACUCAAAGCCCACCGCAACACACUCACGGAGCUCUGCGUGGAAUGCGCCGCAGGCCGUGUCCCCGUCGUGUCAGGGACUGGGAGUCCUUCGAGCGACGAGGCCGUGGAUCUGGCUCGUCAUGCAGCACAAGUGGGUGCCGCCGCCGUGAUGGUCGUUCCGCCGUUCUAUGACCCAUUGAAUGUGGAAGAGUUGACGGAGCUGAUGGCUGAAAUUCGCGACGCGAGUCAACCGCCUAUCCCUGCUGCCAGUGGCUUGACGCUCUCCCCGCGACGGAUUGCGGAGCUCAGCAAGGUGGGAGUGAAAUAUCUCAAAGACACUUCGGGGGAUGUGACAACCGCGGAAGGCACAUUGAAUAUCUUCCAUGGCGAUUUCGGAUCCAGGGGUAUCGCCAUCAUCCGGGAGAUCACAUGGUCUUGA
This is a messenger RNA of Aspergillus heteromorphus CBS 117.55, 513 nucleotides long. RefSeq names its product dihydrodipicolinate synthase family protein. Gene Ontology annotation, cellular component: cytosol. The transcript has 2 exons. Gene Ontology annotation, biological process: N-acetylneuraminate catabolic process. Gene Ontology annotation, molecular function: N-acetylneuraminate lyase activity. The coding region runs from base 1 to 513 and encodes 170 amino acids. NCBI's taxonomy places the organism in Eukaryota, Fungi, Ascomycota, Eurotiomycetes, Eurotiales, Aspergillaceae. The record is from RefSeq and is a predicted model, not a curated record.